Messenger RNA from Oncorhynchus masou masou (cherry salmon), 2828 nucleotides. Its product is annotated as DNA topoisomerase 3-beta-1-like. Lineage: Eukaryota; Metazoa; Chordata; Actinopteri; Salmoniformes; Salmonidae. Gene Ontology annotation, biological process: DNA topological change. The record is from RefSeq and is a predicted model, not a curated record. Gene Ontology annotation, cellular component: nucleus. Gene Ontology annotation, molecular function: DNA binding; DNA topoisomerase type I (single strand cut, ATP-independent) activity.
CAGAGCGUGCGCUUAAGAUGACAUCGGUGUGUGGGCACGUGAUGAGUCUGGAUUUCAUAGGGAAGUAUAAUAACUGGGACAAGGUGGAUCCAGCUGAACUCUUCACUAAAGCCCCUACUGAGAAGAAGGAGGCCAACCCCAAACUCAACAUGGUCAAGUUCCUACAGGUUGAAGGCAAGGGAUGUGACUACGUGGUUUUGUGGUUGGACUGUGACAAAGAGGAGAGAACAUCUGCUUUGAGGUCCUGGACGCCAUUGAGCCGGUGAUGAACCGUCCAUACGGCAGUGAACGGACCGUCUACCGAGCCAAGUUCAGCUCCAUCACCGACACAGACAUCUGGGCAGCCAUGAAUAAGCUGGGAGAGCCCAACCGUAGGGCUCUGUCCGUAGACGCCCGGCAGGAGCUGGACCUGCGCAUUGGCUGUGCAUUCACCCGGUUCCAGACCAAGUACUUCCAGGGUAAAUAUGGUAACCUGGACUCAUCCCUGAUCUCCUUUGGGCCAUGUCAGACCCCCACACUGGGCUUCUGUGUGGAGCGCCACGACAAGAUCCAGUCCUUCAAACCAGAGACCUACUGGGUCAUACAGGCUAAGGUUUUCAAAGGGAAAGAGUCUCCACUGACUCUGGACUGGGACAGGGUGAGGGUCUUUGACAGAGAGGUGGGACAGAUGUUUGUCAACAUGACUAAGACCUCCAGAGAGGCCAAGGUGGAGUCGGUGAGUAAGAAGGAGAAGGCCAAGCAGAGACCUCUUGCCUUGAACACUGUGGAAAUGCUUCGAGUGGCCAGCUCCUCUCUAGGAAUGGGUCCACAGCACACCAUGCAGAUAGCAGAGCGUCUGUACACCCAGGGUUAUAUCAGCUACCCCCGUACUGAGACCAACCACUACCACGACAACUUUGACCUGAAGGGGACACUCAGACAGCAGGCUAACAACCCCUUCUGGGCUCAGGAGGUGAAGGCUCUGCUGUCAGAGGGACUGAACCGUCCCAGGAAAGGAGCGGACGCAGGAGAUCACCCUCCCAUCACCCCCAUGAGGGCUGCCUCCGAAGGAGAGCUAGGAAGUGACGGGUGGCGUCUGUAUGAGUACAUUGUGCGUCACUUCAUCGCCACGGUGAGCCAGGACUGUAAGUACCUGCAGACAACCAUCUCCUUCACCAUCGCCUCCGGUUUCUCCUGCAGUGGCAAGACACUCAUAUCGCCUGGCUUUACAGAGGUGAUGCCGUGGCUGGGUAUCCCUCUAGAGGAGGCCAUGCCAGUGUGUGAGAGGGGAGAUGUCUUCACAGUGGAGGAGAUUAAACUAGUGGAGAGGCAGACCAGCCCUCCAGAUUACCUUACUGAGGCCGACCUCAUCACACUGAUGGAGAAACACGGCAUAGGUACUGACGCUAGUAUCCCGGUCCAUAUCAACAACAUCUCUCAGAGGAACUAUGUGACGGUGGAGAACGGACGCAAGCUCAAACCCACCAACCUGGGCAUCGUCCUGGUGCAUGGAUAUUACAAGACAGAUGCUGAGCUGGUGCUGCCUACCAUCCGUGGUGCGGUAGAGAAACAGCUGAACCUGAUUGCUCAGGGCAAGGCCAACUACCAACAGGUUCUGCAACACACACUGGACAUCUUCAAGAGGAAGUUCCACUACUUCUUUGACACCAUCGCUAGUAUGGACGAGCUCAUGGAGGUGACGUUCUCUCCCAUCGCUGCCACUGGCAAGCCCCUGUCUCGCUGCGGCAAGUGCCAUCGCUUCAUGAAGUACAUUCAGGCCAAGCCCAGCCGGCUGCACUGUGCUGGGUGUGAUGAGACAUACAGCCUGCCUCAGAACGGCGCCAUCAAACUGUACAAGGAGCUGCGCUGUCCACUGGAUGAGUUUGAGCUGGUGCUGUGGACCUCUGGAUCCAGGGGAAAGAGCUACCCCCUUUGUCCCUACUGCUUCAGCAACCCCCCCUUCAGGGACAUGAAGAAAGGUAUGGGAUGUAAUGAGUGCACCCACCCGUCCUGCCAGCACAGUCUCAACUCACUGGGUAUUGGUCAGUGUGUGGAGUGUGAGGGCGGGGUGCUGGUUUUGGACCCUACCUCUGGCCCCAAGUGGAAGAUGGCUUGCAACAGGUGCAACGUGAUGGUGCACUUCUUUGAACACGCACACAGGGUGCAGGUAACCCAGGAGAGCUGUGAGGCAUGUGAAGCGUCCCUGGUAGCGGUGGACUUCAACAAGACGCGCUCCCCGCUCCCUGCCGGAGAGACGCAACACAGUGGCUGUGUGUUCUGUGAUCCAGUCUUCCAGGACCUGGUUGAACUGAAACACGCCACCAUGAGACACCCCUCCAUGACCCGCGGCGGGGGUGCGCGGCGAGGGGGGCGGGGCAGGGGCAGAGGGCGCAGGGAAAAGAAACCUAAAGACAAGAUGGCUGCCUUGGCAGCGUACUUUGUGUAGCAGUAGAUCAGGGUCAUUAUGUGAAGCUGGGUCAUGAUGUGAUGUUAUGGCAUCUAUAAUAAAUGAUGGCAUUAUGUGGAAAGUAAAUGAUUUUUUUUUUUUUUUGUAAACAGAAAUUGGUCGUUGUGUUUUCUGAGUCUUUGUCAUUGUAGCUGUCUUAGCCGAUUGCGCCUGGGGAGAGAAACACUGAUCUAUGUCAUCUACAUCUUCAUCAGUGAGCAGGUUUCCAUUGACCCAGGUAAUUAGACAAAAGCAAUGGCGCCCCCCCCCCCAAAAAAAAAAUCACUGUAGCGUGUGUAAUGGGACACCGUAGCGUGUGUAAUGGGACACGGGUGGGUGUGUAAUGGGACAUGGUAGCGUGUGUAAUGGGACACUGUAGCGUGUGUAAUGGGACACUGUGCGU